CUCCCACUAUCCAAACUCACUCAAGACUGCAGUGUUGAGUCUCUACCCUUCUCUAAUUCUCACUACUUUUUCUAACUGAAAGAGAGAGAAAACAAGAAAGAGAGAUGGCCAUGAAUGUAGAGAGAAUGGAAGGAGGAGUCUCAACAUCACCACCAAAGGACACCCAAAAACGGACCAUAAACUGGUGGAUGAUAGCCAUUAACUGCACCUUCACAGCGGUGGGGACCAUCUGCGGCCCACUCCUCAUGCGGCUAUACUAUCUCCAUGGCGGGAGUAGGAAAUGGCUAACCAGCUGGUUGCAGACAGCCGGUUUCCCUAUCGUUCUCCUUCCACUCUCCAUUCUCUACAUACGCCAACGGGCUAGUGGGAUGCCAUUCUUCGCUGAACCCAAGCUAUUGAUGUCGAGUGCCGUGAUCGGCCUCCUCAUCGGUCUCGAUAACUUCUUGUAUUCUCUGGGGUUAUCUUUCCUCCCCGUCUCCACCUCUUCUCUCCUCUUUGCCACUCAGCUUGCUUUCACCGCUUUCUUCGCUCUCAUCAUUGUAAGGCAGAAAUUCAGCCCGUAUUCGGUCAAUGCCGUGGUGUUGAUGACGCUUGGUUCGGUACUGCUCGGGAUCCGAAAGAGCGGCGACCGCCCUCCAGAAGUGUCGAAUGGGGAGUAUUUGCUCGGUUUCAUUAUGACUAUUGGUGCAGCUGCUUUGCUGGGAUUCAUACUGCCAUGCACGGAGCUCGCCUACGCCAAGGCUAGAAAAGCAAUCACUUAUCCAGUGGUGUUGCAGUUUCAGUUCAACACGACCAUGUUCGCCACCAUUUUCUGCACCAUUGGGAUGAUUAUUAACAAGGAUUUUCCGGCGAUUGCUAGGGAGGCAGCUGCAUAUGAGCUUGGGGAGGCAAAGUACUACCUGGUGCUGGUUGGUGUUUCAGUAGCGUUUCAGAUGGUAUUCGUGGGAACUCUCGGUAUCAUCUUCUGCACUUCAUCUCUCUUCGCUGGCGUUCUCAGCGCCACUCUCCUUCCUGUAACGGAGAUAGCAGCAGUCAUUGUCUUCAAAGAGAAGUUCACUGGAGAGAAGGGAAUGGCCCUGGCUCUCUGCCUUUGGGGCUUCACCUCUUACUUCUACGGUUCCUACAGGUUGAACAAGACGCAGGCACCUGAAGAAGAAGAAGAAGAAUCCAAAUAGCCCAAAAAAUCAAACACAACCAAAUCCGAAUUCUAAUGUUUCUGAAUCAAGAUGUGUGUGCAUGUUCUUAGUUAGUUCAUAGACGUUCUGUAACUGUACGUGGAUGCCCCUUCUUGAUUUCUAUGGUUUCUCUCUUUUCCUUUUUUUAUUUUUAUUUUUUAUUUUUUUGUAUUUUUUUCUUCUCCCAUGAUGAAAGAGAAAUGUUAACUAUGAUAUUGAGAUGCUUUUAUCAAAAUUUCAUACCGCUUCCUUCCUUGGCUAUAAGAAGAUCAUCCAAGCAAUGUGGUUUUAGAGAUAGACCCACGAUUUGUACGGUUCAGAUUACGCAGGAUGUAUGUAUCUAUCCGUUACGGAAGUCAGAUCUUUGGUCCAUUCUCCAGCAGCUUUUUGGGAGUUUUAUGAUACUCAGGCAGCGUAUGACACUUGAUGCGCAGCAUACAUUACCUCAAAUUAAACCAAGUAAAUUGUGGACCCCACUGUUGCUCCCAAAAUAAGAUUGAAUGAACAAUCCUAACCUGUGAUUCGUGGA
This is a messenger RNA of Magnolia sinica, 1704 nucleotides long. RefSeq names its product purine permease 1-like. Bases 105 to 1175 code for a protein of 356 amino acids. The transcript has 2 exons. The record is from RefSeq and is a predicted model, not a curated record. Gene Ontology annotation, cellular component: membrane. Gene Ontology annotation, molecular function: purine nucleoside transmembrane transporter activity. Lineage: Eukaryota; Viridiplantae; Streptophyta; Magnoliopsida; Magnoliales; Magnoliaceae.